GUAUCUUGCAACCCUUCUUAUAUAUAUAACCUUACAAAUCCAUACCCAAAAACCAAUCUAAAAUGGCUUUCUCUAAGCUUAGAAGCUCCUUUUCCUUCCCAAAUCUUCUCCUGUCAUCCUUGAACUUCAUCCUCUUUAUCCUCUCUGCAGCCUCUCUUGCUCCCAUUAUCCUCCUCAAAAUGCCACCAACUUCACUGGGUGUAGCCUUCCUCAUGGUCUCCUCCAUCUCCCUUCUUUCCUCCUUCUUGGGCUUCUACUCUCAGCUCACCCACUUCUGCUUCAUAACCCAUAUUUCACUCCUCAUCGCCUCCUUGAUAGGCCAAGUUUUAAGCGUACUGUCGUUGUUUACAAGAGAGAAAGCUAGUCUCUCGAUGCUGAAAUCUCCGCGGGACAUUAAAGAGGCAAAGGUGCUGGUGAGAUUGGAAUGUGGGAUUUUGAUGGCGAUGUUGGUGAUGCAAUUGAUGGUGUUAGCGGUGAGCUGCACGGUCCAUCACUGUUGGGUGAAGGAAUAUGAGGGGUUAGAAGCUGAGAGAGAGGCGACUGCGAAGAAAAGGAGCAGGAGGUUAGCGAGGGUGCAAGAGGAAUCCAUGGCGAAUGCUGCCAGGAUUGCGGAGAUUAAAGCCAAGGAGUUGGAUGAGAAGACGAAGAGCAAGUACCGUCAGUGGGUGAAAACUGAUUUUGAGGGCUAAGGCAUGAGGAAAACAACCUAGUUGUGGGUUUCUUGUUGGGGUCACUGCUGUGGUGGCCAUUGGAUUUGUCUCACUUUUAUCGCCAUGGUUUCUGAUUUAUGUGUAAUGUAGUUUUUCUUAUGUAAUAUGUAUAAUAUGAUGAAGCCUCCCACUUUACCUUGAUGAUUCUUCAAUGUUUUUUGGUUUUGUUUUUCACCCUACUUCACAUAUUUUACUACCCAAUUAAAAUUUUAGUAUUACCGUUGUUCCGUCAA
Messenger RNA from Gossypium arboreum, 943 nucleotides. RefSeq lists its product as uncharacterized. Lineage: Eukaryota; Viridiplantae; Streptophyta; Magnoliopsida; Malvales; Malvaceae. Bases 63 to 689 code for a protein of 208 amino acids. The transcript has a single exon. The record is from RefSeq and is a predicted model, not a curated record.